CUGAUUGCGAAGGGCGCAAAACAAAGACCUCCAAGUGAACGUCGUCAACGAAUGUCCUGUCCAAAAUGAUCGGUAGCGACGUGCAGGCGCUGUCCAGCCUGCUGAGGGCACACGGAGACAAGAUCCUGAGCGGUGGGCAGCGUCUGACGCUGACGGCGGCGCUCGCACAGAAGCUGAGCGCUGCGUUCUGCUUGAUCACCUCGUCCGCGGAACAGCAGAACAACGACUCGCUGUCCUUCCAAGUGGUCACCCACUCUUCCAGCAACGCGCGUCUGCACGACCUUCACUUUUUGCACGACUUUGUGCAGAGAGUGGAGGCCCUCAAGUUGACCCACGGAUCGGACACUUUGCAGGGCAAUCUAGACCUUGCCAAAUUUCGCAACCUAAAGCACCUGGAGCUGGAAAAGGUCCCUCUCCACAUGGUAUCUGGACUUUCCAUUCUGCAGCCAAGACUGGUCUUUGUGAGCGUUUCAAAAAGUAUCAGUCAUAUCGAAGAUUUGCUGGGACAUAAAGAGUGGCCAGACCUGCACCGCCUUUCACUGCCGCAUAACACCCUUAGUGCCUUGGAUGCAUCCUUUGCUUGGGCAACUUCGCUCAAAGAAGUUGAUCUUCGCCACAAUGUGAUAACCAAAACAGACGGGUUGGAGCUUUUGCCAAAUCUUGUCGUCUUGGAUCUCAGCUACAAUCACCUUUCUGCUGUUCCCAAGCUGCACAAAAACACAAGCAGAACUCUGAAACAUUUUGCCAUAGCACACAACAAUCUCGAGCAGCUCAACGGUCUUGAGCAAAUGUACAGCUUAGAAGUUUUUCACUGCGGCUGGAACUGUUUGGUCGAAACCCACGUUUUGGCCUCCACCUCCAAGCUUCCACGUCUGAAGAAGCUCUGGAUGAGUGGUAAUCCUUUGAUGAGAGCGGGUCAAUGUCGAGAGAGGAUUGCUCGAAGACUGCACCCUUGCAUCAUUCCAGUUGCUGACUUCUUUUUGUUGGACGGCAAAGUUCUGAGUGAGCAGGAGCGCCGAUGGAUUGGCGCUGCAUGUAUUGACAUCAACCUUUCGCCACCUGCAACUGCUCUGGAUUCUGGAGAGGCCAGUUCGAGCAGUUUGAGCCAGUCCGUCAGCAGAAAGCCUGCUAAAGUGAGAGAAGUGGUCAUUGCUGACAUUGACGAAGCUCCAGUUUCUCCGAACAACACGUCAUUCACUUCAACUAAUGCUAGUAUAGAUACGGUUGUCGAGACCAAAAAACAAAUAGAAUCGUUAAGAGAAAAGCUGGGCGAGUCUUGGUUGGGAGGUGUUACUGGGGUGUUAGGCUUACCCUCUGAUCAGAAUGAAAGUGGAAAUGUGGAGGAGAGGUUUGAGGCCGAGGCGUGGCUCGACAGCCAACAAAAGCCAAGCAGCAGUUAUAACGUUCAAAUUGAGAAUAUUGCAGCAGACAAUCAAAUUGAGGAAGAGCCAGGGGAAAAUCAAUCAAGCGCAGAGCAAGAUAAUUCCUUCCAGCUACAUGGAGAAGCUAGUUUUGUAACCGUUGAAUGUGAUCCUUUUUUGAGUGAGUCGAUGUUGGAACCUACUUCAAGUGCCCUUCCGAUCGAUUCAGGAACCGAACACCUAAAUGAUUCUGAUGAGGACGAAGAUGAGUCGGGUGACGAAGCACCGUUUUUGGUCCAACGAGAAAUACAGAUUUCACAGAAAAACACAAUAGUCAAGGACUACUUUGUCAUCAUUGGCACAAGCAAAAUUGUCGAAAGAGAAGCUAGUGGUAAAAUUUCUGCCCAGUGGCCACUGGACUGUUUGGUCAGCUGUGAACAUAGGAGCGCAACAAACGUGUUCUUGACUUUUGACACUAUUCGCCGAGAUAAACAAAACAGGGAUUUUCUUUUGGAAGCUGACGAUGCCCUGGAGCUGGUCAAAGUUUUAAACUCGAUUUUAGAGGCACGAUCUCUUGGGGAGAUGAACCAGGCUGUGUUCAGGUGUAUGAGGUGCUCAACUCACUUCUCAAGCGAAAUCUCUGACUUAAAUAGUACGGUUGGUCGCUGUCCAAGUUGCAACAGUGCAGUUGUUGUGCAAGAAGACGUGAUGACCAGAUCCUCCGCCCAACCUAAGCAACCUGUGAUCCACGAACUUCCAACAGAGCAUCGUUUCAACCCAAUCCACCAAAAGAAAAUUUUUGCACAUCACGUUUCAGGCUCAAUCGGUUCCCUUCUUGAUCAAUCCAUGUCUGAUUCUGGCCUAGGACUGAUAGCAGGCCAAUCAAGGCACCAUGAGGGUAACGACUCUGACAUUGAGGUGCUGAGCAACCCCAGCCAGAGCAGCAUUGAGAUCAUUCCACCCUCGGAAGAGUCACACAGUCGCGAGGAGAGUGCGGCUCCAACCUCGUCUGUCGAAUCUCGUGUAAUCUCAAUCAAUAUUUCCUCACACUCCCCUCCAAUUGCGACAAACUCAUCCUCUUCGUAAUAAGAAAACACCAACUUGGCUACUAGGCUAGAGAUAAACUGAUGUUCGAUUAUUUUAUUUGCGACAGACAAAAUAAGCCAGCGGGGUCAAUUGUUGGCCUCUUUAUAGAAGUUGAGCAUGAAGUCGGCAAGCGCCUGCGCAUCUUCAACGCCAACCGCGUUGUACAACGAGGCUCGGAUUCCGCCCACAGACCUGAUAAAUCAAGAUCAAUUUUAAUAUAAUAUAGAAUUAUUAGUAUUUACAACAAUUACAAAUUACAACCCAUGAGGAUUUUAGCAAAUAAACCUAUUUUCCUUGUAAAUUUUAAAAACAAAAA
Messenger RNA from Neocloeon triangulifer, 2763 nucleotides. Its product is annotated as serine/threonine-protein kinase 11-interacting protein. The coding region runs from base 66 to 2447 and encodes 793 amino acids. Gene Ontology annotation, molecular function: protein binding. Gene Ontology annotation, cellular component: cytoplasm. The record is from RefSeq and is a predicted model, not a curated record. The transcript has 13 exons. NCBI's taxonomy places the organism in Eukaryota, Metazoa, Arthropoda, Insecta, Ephemeroptera, Baetidae.